Chlamydomonas reinhardtii is the source of this 826-nucleotide messenger RNA. RefSeq lists its product as uncharacterized. The coding region runs from base 146 to 592 and encodes 148 amino acids. The transcript has a single exon. The record is from RefSeq and is a predicted model, not a curated record. NCBI's taxonomy places the organism in Eukaryota, Viridiplantae, Chlorophyta, Chlorophyceae, Chlamydomonadales, Chlamydomonadaceae.
GAUGGAAUUGCCCCUGUCCGUGCCUGCCUGCCUGCGUGCGUGCGUGGAGGGGGCAAGCAAGGCCAUGUGGGAUGCUUAGUUGCGGCGUUGGCCGCGGAUGGACGCGUGGAGAAAUGCCCACGAGAAAUGCCCGUGUGGGACUCAGAUGACUGCUGGGGCUAGGGUUCAUCACUUCUCAGACUGUGUGGUGGCGGAGGCUCUGCGUGAUGUGCUGCGGGAGCAUGCGAAUGUGGACAUCACACGGAACCAAUUGUGGUUAGUACAGGCGCCACCAGGGCUAUCGCAGGCGGUGUGGGACAUCGUGUGCUUGGCUGCUGUGGCGGCCCUGGAAUACGGCCGACAGCGCCUUUACGCUUGCCGUGAUGCUGCAGGCCGGACUGCGGAGGUUGCUGUUGUGCGAAGGAUCGGUGUGGAGGUGAUUGCGGACUUCUGGUCACGGCUAGCUGCGUUUGUGAGUUUGCGUCGGCUUCCGCGCCGCUGGGACCUUGUCCCGAACCAGCACCCAUUCCCAAGCCCGUUCCUAGCGUCAGAUGAUGUUGGAGGGGUUAUCUUUGUAGGGCCAGCAGCGGACUCGCCACCGGCCUCACCCUAGCUUGCCAGCUUAGGGACUCGCAAGAGGUAGUCUUUAUGACGCCGACCCACGGCUUAGGUGAGCAGCGCUAGCGUUGGCGGUGAGCCAGGCCUGCGGUUCCUCCCCUCUACUCCGGAGGCGAGGAGCAUGGGGGUCAUUCGGGGAUCCCUCCUCGGGUGAGCGUGCGUGUCUCGUACGUUUUUUGGGCCCUGGCUUCGUCCACGGCUGUCGUCCCACAUGUAACCUCUACCAGGU